AUGUUCGCAUUGCAUCUCAUCUCCAUCGUGGUCUUCAUGUUCUCCCUGGGCCAGACAACUGACAUGCAGGACGGGCAUCUACCCAGACCCUCCAUCUUUGCUGACCCAGGCAAUGUGCUACCUAGCGGGAUAUCGUUGGUCAUCACAUGCAGGAGCCUUGCUGGGUUUGAGCGGUUCCGCCUGGAGAAGGAAAAUCUCAGAAUCGUAGAUGUGAUAAACUCCUCUUCUUCUAAGACUGAAGCCAGGUUCUACCUUGGUACAGUGAGGAAAGACACUGCUGGACACUAUAGCUGUCUCUAUAAGGUAAAGAACACCUGGUCCCCACGAAGUGAGACCCUGCAACUGAAGGUCAUUCGUGAGGACAUCACCGAGACCUCUUCUCCGAUAUCAGAAGUGACCUCAGUGGAGUCUAAAAAGCCCCUCCUGUCUGCCUGGCCAAGCCCCAUCGUUCCCAUCGGAGAGCGUGUGACUCUGUACUGUCAGUCUGAGCUUGGGUUUGAAACGUACAGACUGUUCAAAGAACACAGGGGUCGCAGCCUCCAGACAAAGGACUUCAACUCCCAGCAGAGCUUUGUGAUAGGCCCUGUGACCACAGAACAUGCAGGGAUCUACAGAUGCCAGGGAUUUGACUCUAAAUCUCUUUAUGGAUCAUCAGAACUGAGUGAUAGCCUGGUGAUUGCGGUCACAGGAAAUUUCCCCAUACCUACCAUCUGGGCUGAGCCAGACUCUGUGGUCACCAAGGGACAAGCUGUUACUAUCUGGUGUCUUGGGAUGCCAGAAGCUCAGGAGUACUAUCUGUAUAAAGAUGAAGGUUCAAAACCCUUGAAGACACAGAUCUUACUCAAGCCUGGGGAUAAGGCCAACUUCUCCAUCCCAUUCAUGACGGAGUACGAUGCAGGGCUAUACCACUGCUACUACUAUAGCCCUGCUGGCUGGUCAAACCACAGUGACUUCCUAGAGCUUGUGGUGACAGGAUUCUACAGCAAACCCAAUAUCUCAGCCCUGCCAAGCUCCCUGGUGGCCUCAGGAGGGAAUGUCACCCUCCAGUGUAGCUCACAUCAGGGAUACCGAAGGUUCAUUCUUAUCAAGGAAGGAGAAAAGACUGUGUCCUGGACUCAGAACUCACAGAAGCAACACAAUGGACAUUUUCUGGCCCUGUUCCCUGUGGGACCAGUGUCUUCCAAACACAGAUGGGCCUUCAGGUGCUAUGGCUACUACAAGAGAACGUCCCAGAUGUGGUCCAUACCCAGUGAGACCCUGCAGCUGCUUCUUUCAGAUUCACCCUCACAAGAUCACACAGUUGAGAAUCUCAUCAGGAUGGCUGUGGCUGGCUUGGUUCUGGUGGUUCUUAGGAUUCUUCUGUUUGAGGCUCGAAACAGCCAGGGACACCCUCAAGGUGAAGUGUGGAGGUGA
Cricetulus griseus (Chinese hamster) is the source of this 1413-nucleotide messenger RNA. The record is from RefSeq and is a predicted model, not a curated record. Lineage: Eukaryota; Metazoa; Chordata; Mammalia; Rodentia; Cricetidae.